Messenger RNA from Canariomyces notabilis, 1096 nucleotides. Its product is annotated as RNA-binding domain-containing protein. Bases 361 to 819 code for a protein of 152 amino acids. The transcript is spliced from 2 exons. Gene Ontology annotation, molecular function: RNA binding. Lineage: Eukaryota; Fungi; Ascomycota; Sordariomycetes; Sordariales; Chaetomiaceae. The record is from RefSeq and is a predicted model, not a curated record.
ACUGUAAUGUACAAUACAUGCAGUACACAUCUGGUACCUUACGAUAUACGAAGGACUGUAUCCUUACUCAAACCUCACUCACUCAAGUCUCAAGCUCAUCUUUGAAGCCACGUGGUUUUCGCAGUCGUUCCCGUCUUUCGACAGACAGCUUACAUUGAUGCGGAAAUACAAACGCAUCGGAUAAGACUCGGCCAAUAUUUUCGUUUGGCUACCGAGUCACCAGCCUAUACUUCAUAACAUCCCAAGAACAGAACAUCAACUCUCAGACACUGAGCCCUUGUUGCCUCUCAACUUCAACCACUCGACCGCCAACUCACUUAACCGACAGCCCGGAAUAGGAGGGAUAGAAGGAGGAAAACAAUGACGGAUUCCACACGCUGGAAAUCUACCGUCUACAUAGGCGGGCUCGCCCCGGCCGUGACCGUGACCACGCUACAAGAGGCCUUCAUCCCAUUUGGCGAGAUUGCCGACGUGUCGUUGCCCAAGAAUGAGAACCCCAACACCGCUGCGGCCGAGCCGCACCGGGGCUUUGCUUACGUCGAGUUCGAGGAUCCUGACGACGCCAAGGAGGCCAUCGACAACAUGGACCAGGCCGAGCUAUUUGGGCGUGUCAUCAAAGUGUCGGCGGCUAAGCCGCCCAAGAGCGCGAUCCAGGGUCUGGGGAGCAAGACGGCCGUUUGGGAACAGGAGGGUUGGCUUGCCGAGCAUGCGGUGAGCGAAGAGGACAGGUUAGCGGCAGAGCAAGCUCAGAAUGCAAGACCGGAUGAUCCCAUGCAGGGACUUGAGGGUCUUGAUGUUGCAGGGCCUAAACCGGAAUGAAGGUUAUCUACAUGCUGAAGGAGCAAGGAGUUAGGGAGAGCACGCCAAGAGUGCGCGAAUGGCCUGGCCCUACUCGUGAUAUCACGGGAAGCAACGGGCCAGGAAACUUUGCAUAGCCACGGCGUUUGUGGGAAGCUUCUGUUAGUCAUGGAAAAUGCAUGUUUGUUCACACGUCUUGGACACUGAAAACACCGAGGGUAUUCAGACCCUGGCCCCGUCCACCCCGCUCGAUGUUCCGUUCAUAUACAAGUCUACCGCCAGUCAAGUCUAAACCCCC